AGGAUGACGAUGGGGAAGAGGACGACAUUCUUGCGGUUACUGUUGAAACUGACAGUGCUCCGUCGGAAGAAAUGGAUCUUGCCGUCAUUUUGAGCGCUUUUCAAGAGCAUCACCUUUCUGAGGGCCUGGUAUCCACCGUUUGUAUCAGGAGGAAAAAGCUUCUGGAGAGCGCCAUUAACGCAAUCUCCAGAGCCACGUUCUGUUGGACCCAUUCACCACUCAUUGAGUUUGUAGGAGAAGAUGCAGGUGAUAUGGGGGGACCACAGCGAGAGUUUUUCAGACUCUUGAUGAUAGAGGUACAGACCUCUCUUGGCAUUUUCAAGGGAAAGGCCGGCCACGUCUUUCUUAGUUAUGACCAAGCGGCAUUAGACCAGCGUAAAUAUUUCAAAGGUGGCAACCUCAUCGCUUGGUCGAUUGCACACGGAGGUCCGUGUAUCAAAGCCUUGGAUCCCAGCCUCUUCCAGCUGAUGUGUGGCCAGGAGCCGACACUGGAGCACUUUGACUGGCAUGUGCUGCCUGACCCAGAUUUGCAAAGCAAAGUCAAAAAGAUCCUACAGUGCAAGACUGCUGGAGACCUGACUGCACUCCAGCAGGACCUGGGGGACUGGAUUGCAGAGUGCGGAGUCCCAGGCAUAUUUAGUGCCACAGUUGAAGACAUACCAAAGAUCUAUGCGUAUGUGGUGAAGCACUACAUCUUUCUCAGGUAAACACAUAUACAAAUGAAAUAAGCUUUACAGUUGUAGCUACUAAAAACACUGUCAAUAUGCUACAACAUUAUUAGCUUGAAAAUUGUGACAUAAAUAUAUAAUAAUACAUUUCUCUUCUGUUUCUGUCACGCUAAAACUGGCGAGCCGUUGUAAACUUAUCAUUUAGAAACAGUGAUUUGAUACAGUAAUAGUAAUUUGUAACACUAUCAUUGUAGUUUUUCUUCCAGUUAAUCAGUCUUUCCCAAAAUAAAUACAUAAUUACAUUUAAACAGAUACAAGUGAUUCCAAACUUCUUCACAGAAAUAUUCAUGUUUAAUCUCUGUUGGUUUAUAGAACGGCCAAGAUGAUAUACCAGUUCACAGAGGGAAUGAAUGCUUUUGGAAAGCUUUGGGACUUGGUCGUGGAGAACUGGAUCGCCUUUCUGCCUCUGUUCACCAACAUGCAUGAACCUCUGUCAAAGGCAGCCUUUAAGGCCAUUCAGUUACAAUUACAGCAGUAGAGGAGCCAACCGUCGCGAAGCAGAGGAGGACACUAUCUACAGCUGGGAGAUGGUUCUAAACAUGAUUGAAGGUACUUUUUUAUUCCUUUAUGAAAGUUUUUGAGCGCCAAUUAUGAAAUUGUAAUAAUUCAAUUACACACCACACAAACAGAAAGGUCCACUUUAAAUGUACUGCGACAGAAGGCAAAUACUCAGAUUGUUAUUGUGGUGUGUUUUAGCAAUUUAGGAAAAAGCAAAUUGUCUUACGCCACUGUAGCCAAAGCCAUCAGAACUAGGGGCACAUGCAAAUUUUGAUGUCAUCAAACGUACCUUUUGUCUCAAAAGUGUACUCUAAAGCAGUCGUGUUUACAUAACCUACAUUUUUGAUUAAAUGGCCGGCGUGAAAUGAUUUAGAAAUGAAUGUUAAAAAUGUUAUGAUUUCCUUUUCCCUGGCAGACAAAGUGACUGAACUAAGAUUCGAAGACCUUCUGAUUUUCAUCACCGGAGCAGAUGAAGUUCCUGCCCUGGGCUUUCCCAGGAAGCCCUGCAUCGACUUCUACGAACAGGAAGCGGGCCAGCAUUGUUUGCCCUACGCGUCAACCUGCAUGAUGUGCUUGUACCUGCCAAGAGGCAUCACACAGGAGGACGAACUGCAUCAGAUGCUUUUCCAGGCCACAAGGGAGUCUUUGGGAUUUGGAAAGGUGUAGGCCUAUCUGAACCGAAUAAACUGUGUUUACUAUAUAUUUUUUUUUUUCCCCCUGGUAAUGUCUGAAGUUUUGUGUUUGUUUAUACUUGUAUUGGUGUUUGCACAUUAAGUAUAUUAUGUCCUUUGAAGAAUGUUUGGAAUCUCUCUAGCACACACCAGAUACCUCUCCUUUAAGUCUGUUGUUCCAUCCAUUGCAUUUUGAAGAUCCCGCAGUUGUUCAGUGCUGAGGUUAUCGAGCGGUUGUGACACAAUCCUUGCUCGUUCCAGGUCUUCAGUGUUUGCUCGUAACUGGGUGAGCUGUAUUCCAUGUCUUGCCAAGCCAGCUUCCAGAUUUUCUUGGCUGUAAGGGUCAUCUCCAAAGAUGUUGUUGAGAGCUGUGGACUCCCGCUCACUGUUGGUCAACACGCCCUCUGUCCAGAUUUGUGUCGGUGUAAGGUUGUUAGCCGAUCUGAUUCUAUGGUUGUUCCAAGCUUGUCUAAAUAAAUCUAGUCGUUUUUGGAUUUCUGACUUGUACACUACUCAUGUUCUGGGUUCAGUAUUUAUUCAUCUUCAAACGAAUAGAAAAGCGUGUAGAAGUAUUGCACAACUUGCUGGAAAACAUCUCUCCAAAGUCGUUCAAUACGUUGAUUGUGUACAGACUGGCCUGUAAUGUGCCUUGGGUGUCCUCGUCCCUGCAGAAGGUUCAUUAAAAGAGCAACCAGAGUGUUCUCCCCUCCGUGGUCCGAUCUCACUCUGGAGGGUGACCUGUACAGACAGGGGGCUCGAACAAAAUAAGUCAACACUGUCAAAGCGGUGUUGUCUGUGCUGCAGUUGAUGUAAGUUAUUAGUCUGGAUUUCCCAUCAAUACCAGCGUGCGUCACAAACCCCCACCUGUAAAACAUUUCAAAUAGAAUAAUGGAUGUCUUCAAUACAUGUAAACCCUUCUACAUUAUUCUAUUACAUUUGCAACAAUACAUUCAUAAUUGUGACAAAGUGGGUAAGAAUUACACCACUUGUCCCUACUUUUAUCCAUCAUAACAUCAUAGUUUACAGAUUUACUCAUGCUUGUUCACCAUUUAACCUUAUGUUCAGUAACUUCUCAUUUGCAGACACAUUCUAUCCCGGGUUUGUUUGUAGUUUGUAUUAUGUUUAGUUACAGUUCAUUUACCAACAUUUUUUGGUUAAAUUAAAACAUCUACAAGUAUUAAGUUUAGUUAUUUAUUGAUUAAGUUCUAUUUUCAUUAUUCAAACAUUCUGUUACUCACCAUACUUACCAUGUGUUACAGACAAAGGGAGGAAGCAGCCAAUGAUGUCCCAUAUUUAUACCCUUAGUGACAUCAUUGGUGAUGUCACCAGGUCAGUUCAUGUGGGGAGGGGUGAUUGUAAUUUAGGUUGUGUUUAUUUACUGUGAUUUUGAAUUAUUUAUGUAUAUGGCAUGUUUAUUAGUAGAUAAACUAUAGGAAAGGGUUUUCCCCUUAUCAGGUGGUUAUAGUAGAAUAACUGUAGUUAAUUCCUGUGUCAAUAAAGUAAAAUGUAUACCUGCAGCGAUGGUAUGGUCCAGAUUAGGUCUGGAUGGAAGGGCCUAUAUAAAGCAGUUGCUUUUGUCGUCGAGGGGGGAAUGACACAUCAGUGUAGCUGUGUACGCAUGAUGUUGAGUUGAGUUACUAUGAGUUAACUUUAAUCAGUUAGGCCUAGAUUAAUUAUUUUGAGUUUUUUGUUAAGUGUGAACAUGGACUGCACUGUAAAUAAAUCACUUUG
Molecule: messenger RNA, 3628 nt
Organism: Seriola aureovittata
Lineage: Eukaryota; Metazoa; Chordata; Actinopteri; Carangiformes; Carangidae
Exons: 4
Coding region: 72-707 (211 amino acids)
Molecular function (GO): ubiquitin-protein transferase activity
Source: RefSeq, a predicted model, not a curated record